Molecule: messenger RNA, 3348 nt
Organism: Egretta garzetta (little egret)
Lineage: Eukaryota; Metazoa; Chordata; Aves; Pelecaniformes; Ardeidae
Product: protoheme IX farnesyltransferase, mitochondrial
Exons: 9
Coding region: 1-1521 (506 amino acids)
Biological process (GO): heme biosynthetic process
Cellular component (GO): mitochondrion; membrane
Molecular function (GO): protoheme IX farnesyltransferase activity
Source: RefSeq, a predicted model, not a curated record
AUGGCGGCUCCAGCUGGUAGGACUCACUUGGCCGUGGUCAAGGCAAUAAGCGCGUGGGUGAAGUGGUGUAAAUUUGAGGCCAAAUCUGUGGAAGUUACAAAAACUAGCGAUGCAAACAGGAACUGCAAAGUGAUACUCCAGUCAAGGCCCCUUCCUCUGUGCCUUGCACCAGCUUUCAACCUAUCAGACCCUGCGCAGGGAUUAUUUGUCUGGCAUCUGAAGAACACUGGAAUACGGCAGAUACCAUGCCAGUUUGUGCAUCUAUGCCGCGUAGCCAAUGACAGAUUGAUUACGUUUCAGUACUUUAACUUUCUUAAACGAAUGUAUGUAACACAAUACAACAAAGACCUCAGUCAGCGAGCCAAACCGAAGUCAGAUUCAGUUGCAUCCCCUUUUUGUGAGCUUCAGCAAUUUGAUCAAGAAAAAAAGGUUAUACACAAGAUUAGACCCGUUUUACCUGUUCAUCAACCUUUGUCUGAGACGCCAAGCAGAAAUGCGUUGAGACAAAUGAAGUCAGCUGCAAAAACUGAAGACUCAGUCACACCAGUAAAAGCAGAAUCCAAAGACCACAAGCAAUGGAAAGAAAUGAAGCUACGGCUUGAUGACUUGCCGGGAAUUUUGGCACGCUUGUCCAAAAUUAAGCUUACAGCUCUGGUUGUAAGCACCGCGUCUGCUGGCUUUGCCAUGGCCCCGGUCCCUUUUGACCUGACCUGUUUCCUGCUUGCCUCCCUCGGAACUGGACUGGCGUCCUGUGCUGCCAACUCCAUCAAUCAGUUCUUUGAGGUUCCAUUUGACUCGAAUAUGAACAGGACAAAAAACAGACCACUGGUGCGAGGACAGAUCAGCCCCCUGCUUGCCGUCUGCUUUGCUGCCUCCUGCGGAGUCCCGGGAAUCGCCCUGCUGACGCUGGGAGUAAACCCUCUCACCGGGGCCCUGGGAGCCUUCAACAUUUUCUUGUACACGUGUUGCUACACACCCAUGAAGCGAAUGAGCAUUGCCAACACGUGGGUGGGAGCCGUCGUCGGUGCCAUUCCCCCCGUCAUGGGCUGGACUGCAGCUACUGGUAGUCUUGAUGCUGGUGCAUUACUGUUAGGAGGAAUCCUCUACUCCUGGCAGUUCCCUCACUUCAACGCCCUGAGCUGGGGUCUGCGGGAAGAUUACUCCCGAGGAGGAUACUGUAUGAUGUCCGUCACCCACCCGGGGUUGUGCAGGCGGGUGGCUCUGCGUCACUGCUUGGCCUUAAUCGGACUCUCAAUGGUGGCUCCUGUGCUCGACAUCACCACGUGGACUUUCCCUGUCAUUUCGCUCCCUAUUAACCUCUACAUCUCCUACCUCGGCUUUCGGUUCUACAGGGAUGCAGACCGCAGCAGCUCCAGGAAGCUCUUCUUCUGCAGUCUGUGGCAUUUGCCAAUGCUGCUGCUUGUCAUGUUCACGUGCAAGAAAUCGUUCCUCGAGAAGGAAGACAAAGGCGAUCUGCUUGGUGGAAAUCAUGGGAGGGCUAUGGAAAUUAGAUUGCCUUAAAUGUCAAUUACUUGUCAUCCUCGAGACACAUCAGGUAGUAUAUUUUAGUAAUUACAAGGGGGAAACCUGUGGGGAUGUGUUUGAAAAAGAAUCAUUUGUGCCUAGCGACCACUUCAUGUGAUAAUUUUCUAUUUUCUGCAAGGGAAUAGACGUCGAGAGCUUAAAGCAUUCGUGGGCCUCAGGCUCACUCACACAUCACAGAUUUAAAUUUAGCCUAUGUCAGAAGCACAUCACUUCGGGACGGCCUUCCAAAGUCUCCGCGAGUCGUGGUCUCUCAUCUCGUGGGUAGGUUUUCAGUUAGCAAGUCACAUGCGCACACUUACUGUCCGCCAGCACUGGCAGCCUUGGCAAAGCCGUCAGGAGGCGACAGAUGAAUGAUUUAUCACCCCUGCUCCCCGAGCAUCCUUUCCAAAUUAAGCUUUGAGGCACAUGGUGGGUUGGGUGAACUCUUCUUCUCUUGACCCGUGCCUCCCCGCUCUGAUUAUUACACAGAAGCCUUCAGCUCCUGAGGCUUUUUUCAAUCAGUUACUUUUCCCAAGGUUCCCAUUCACCCCAAUAGAUUUUUAGCUUUCGUACUGCUGGCACAAUGCUAAGGGAGUAAAGAAAACUGUCUUUCAGCACACUACACAUCAGCAUUUAAAUAACAGAACAACUUGCAGAUGAGCAGCUCCUCUGUAGCAUAUACCUUGAACACACUCUGAGCCAUUCUACUGUACAUCCGUCACGGGGAAUUUCUGACUCCCGUGUGCUUUUACGUCAUUAGAAUUUGAGCCCUGCGUGUCAGAUCUUCCGCUGGUAAAAAUUGCCAUUACUGUUUAUGCCAGUGAAGCUUUGAAAAGGUGUAGGAGGUGAGAACCAGACCUGAGAGUCUGGCAGCUUUAAGGCUUUUCUGUGCUAAUGUGUCUUGUGCCAGCCCAUUCAGUCUCUGUGUCCUCGGACAAGCUCUGGACUUGCAUCAAGAGUUUGAACUGUGUUUAAUAUCACAGACAGUUUGGACUGUAUUUAAUAUCACGCCGUGGUGGCCCAGAUAGGAAGCCUUACUUGGGCUGUGUCACUGGUGAGGAAACAUCUUUUACAGAAAAAAAGUCGGGGAUUUUUGUCUAAUAUUACAAUGGUCAAAUGGCAGCCAGUGUCUCUCAAAAGCAAUUAUUGUGGAUGGUCUCACUAGGAAAAUGCAUUAUCUUUGUUAACUGAUAUGCUGAAGAACAUUUCUAGCCACAGUCUAAUGUGCUUGUGAUCCCACUGCGGGGCCGUGGCUAACCUCAGCCUCCCCGGGGCUGGCGGCGACCCGCUGGGACGCUUCCAGCGCAGCAGCUUCCAGGGGAGGCACAGGCUGUGGUAUGGUUUAUUGUGGCAGUGCCUGCUACGACUUGAUGCGUUUUCCUGCCAAAAUUUCUUUCCCAUGGGGAGAGGGACUGGGCAGCACAGUUGUGCAUCGAUCCAGAGAUACAGGGAUACCUGAAAUGGGAGACACUGUCUCUGAUCUGAUCCCAAAUAAAGCCCUCCAGGAAACGUCACCCAUCUGCCACCGCGUGCCUAGCACGCUGGCUUCAAAGCUUCACUGGCUGUUUUCAUGACACGAACCCAGCUUCUGGUCUCAUUACACUGGUGUAAAUCAGGAGUGACACGGUUAACCCCUGUUCUGCUGGUGGAGGUGCUCACAGAGCAGAGCCACCUGCUUUACAUGGCUCUUAAAUACUCAGUUGCAAGUUUUUCUGAUUCUCUCAAGUGAUUGCAGGCAACAGGGAUUUGAGUUCCCUCUUACCGUUUGUCUGGCCUCCACUGUCCUCGAGUUGCUGUGGGCGACACUUCAUAGAAAUGCCCGGA